AUGUCAGAGUGCAGAAACAGCUUGCUGAGAUGCAUUCGUGCCAUCGCUGCCGAGGCCAGCACGGGACCACGACCGUAUCUUCAGAAUCGCAUAGCGCCACAUGCGCGAUCGUCUCAAGUCGUCCGCCAGUAUACCACAGAGUCUAAGGGAGACGCCAAACCGCGGAACGACAGCACACUGGCGGGAGAGUUGAACGAGACUACAUCUGAUGGCCAGAAGAGCAAACGCACAAGUCUGGUCAAUGGAGUGCCGCAAAAGACGUAUGACUCGAAAAAGAGCUGGAUCACCAACAAUGCACAUCGCAAAGUGCGCACGCCCAACGAAGACCAGGAAGAUGCCAAAGUGCCCAACAUGAACUUGGCUCUAGAGAAAAAGAUCCGAAAAGAACUACAGUACCUACCAGACCCGCUCAAGCUCGCCGACCAUGUCCGUGGCGUUCUCCAGAAGGGCGAUGUCGAGAAGGCUCUUGGUCUCACUCGUAUCGCCAGCAAGGACAUGGAGUGCAUUGUCAGCUGGAACCACAUCAUUGGCCAUUUGUUGUCCGAGAAGCAGGUCAAUGCUGCCUUGAAGAUUUAUAACGAGAUGAAGAAGCGCGCACAGUUUCCCGACUCGCAUACCUAUGUGAUCCUCCUUCGUGGCCUAUCUGAGCCCCCAGUCGCCGCAGACACCCUCGGCAGGGCUCUUGCCAUCUAUCAUUCCCUCGGCGCUGAGAAUUCAAGAGUAAAGCCAACAACCAUACACACCAAUGCUGCACUGCGAGUAUGUGCACGCGCAAACGACAUGGACUCUCUUUGGGGCAUAGCCUCAAAGAUACCGGAGAAAGGCGCUGGCGCCGCCGACCCUUACACCUACACUACAAUCUUGAAUGCCAUCAGAGAGCACGCACUGCUGGAAGGCGGCAACAGAACAGACGACAGUGAGAUUGCUGUGCUGAGGGCAACAGCCAUCCAGCAGGGCCGAAGGAUCUGGGGAGACAUUGUUGGGAGAUGGCGGUCGGGAGACAUUGCCGUCAAUGAAGAGAUGGUUGGCGCCAUGGGUCGCCUCUUGCUCAUUGGUCUGCAGCCAAGAGACUGUGAUGAUGUCCUCUCCCUGAUUGAACAAACCAUGGGAAUCCCUCGACUGGUUCCCAAAUUGGGCAGCAAGAUGAGAAAGGCUGAGCAUCUGCCUAAUCGUAUGCAUCACGAGGCGAAGAAGGAUAGGAUGAACGAUACGGAAGGCGAGGAGCCCGAGAGUGAAUUUGACCAAGCACUCUUACUCGACAACCGAGGCAAGCAAUCCGUCACACUGGUCAAAGCAGGCAACAACUCUCUAUCCCUCAUCCUUGAAGCUUGCAGAGCGACAUUCGCUUACAGAGAGUCAUACGCAUACUGGGACUUGCUGACCAACAAGUCCACCUAUGCUCUCAAGCCCGACAUGGAUAACAUUCACACUUUCAUGCGUAUUCUUCGACAAUCGCGUGCGUCUGGUCGUGCUCUCGGCUUAGUGAAUGACACAAUACCAACCUACGGCUGGACACCCCAUCGCAAGACCUUCCGCAUUGCUAUGAGUACUUGCAGUCGCGACAAGAAGAACNCCCAAGCAAUGGCGCAUGCCAACAAGCUCGUAGAAUUGAGCGAGCACUAUCAGAUUGAACCCGAUCCGAAGAUGUUGAAUCAAUACCUAGAGUUGGCCAUUUCCAAACAAGACGGAGAAGUCAUCGCCCAGACCAUCGACCGUCUGUCAGACUCUAUCGCGAAGUUCAAGUCAAUGCUUUCUUUUGGAAAGUUCAGCUCUGGCAGUUCGGGCAGGAUGAAGGCUAUGGAUAAUCAUGAUGUUGUGGCCUUGAUGAGGACGGUCAUUGGUGCCAUAGAUCAAUUGAUGAACAAGCAAUUGGUUCCCCAGGAUCAGAUGCAGGGAUGGUCUCAGAAGCGAUCAAAACUGAACGCUUUUGUCACGAGGCUAAUGGACAGAAUGGAGGGGAAGAACAUCAUUCCCAAGGAGAAGCUUGUCGAGUUGAGGAGAGAUAGCAGGCAACUUAGGCAUCUUCGCCAGAACGUGGUGAAGAGGCAAAAGAAGGAAAACGGCACAUGGGUGAAGGACAAGAAGGAGCUUGAGCAAAGACCUUUGCAAGACUUGCCGUUCGAGGGAUGA
Aureobasidium vineae is the source of this 2130-nucleotide messenger RNA. The record is from the annotation of a GenBank genome assembly. Lineage: Eukaryota; Fungi; Ascomycota; Dothideomycetes; Dothideales; Saccotheciaceae.